Molecule: messenger RNA, 8709 nt
Organism: Pteronotus mesoamericanus
Lineage: Eukaryota; Metazoa; Chordata; Mammalia; Chiroptera; Mormoopidae
Gene: WDR87
Product: WD repeat domain 87
Exons: 6
Coding region: 1-8709 (2902 amino acids)
Molecular function (GO): protein binding
Source: RefSeq, a predicted model, not a curated record
AUGUCUUCCCCCAGACUCAUUCCCCUCUGGAAGGAUUUUAAAUACCUCAUAAGUGACAUAUAUAAAAGCAAGCAAACUUUAGAUGACCCAAAGAGUGACAUAGUUGUGCUGAGUGACCGGUCCCAGAUACUGUUCAAAGAGUCUCGCCAUCCUCAAAAUAUGCCGUUUAUAUGCUAUUACUUCAGUGAUGCCAACUUCUUUGCCUCCCUCUCGUGGGUAACAAGCACAAAGGAAAUACAGGCUGUAGUAUGGAUGAAGAGCAAAACUGAUGACAUGGUCGAGAAGAGAACAUUUUCCAUGACUGAACGAUUGCCACCCAUCCAGUGUAUGGUACACACAGGUUCCUUUCAUAUCCUCGUGGCCUACUGUGGUGACCUGCUCCUGCGGCUCUUUGGGGACCACUUUCGGUCAUUCAAACCCCUGGGUAUAGUGCCUUGUCGCUUUAACAUCAACUGCCUCUGCUAUGACCCAGAAAUGAAGAUGCUUCUGUCUGGCAUCCUUGGGGCAGUCGUUGUCUGGACCAUUGAGCAGAGUGGCAAGGGCCUCCAAAUUGCCCACAUGGUUUCCAUGCCUGGUGAUGAACUUGUCCAGGACAUCAUGUUGAAUGGCCCUGAUGGCUCCCUCCUUGCCCUGUGUGAGACUGUGGUGAGGGUCCUUGAGCACCAGGGCCUGAGCCAGCUGGGAGAGGUGAAGAGAUUCAUUUCUACCACUAGUGGCUCCUCUAUUACUUGUUGUUUCACCUGUUUUGAUCAGGGCUAUCUCUAUGCUGGAAAUAGGACUGGGGAUAUCCAAGUAUGGAGCCUCAGUCAGAGCUACUCUCUCCACAGUUUCAAGGCCCAUUCCUUGUCAGUGAUAUGUAUCCGCAGCAGGUCAGAAGCCCACACCCUGCUAACAGCUGGCAAGGAGGGUUGCAUCAAGGAGUGGAACCUUACUUCUGGGAACCUACUGCGGCAACUGGAACUUGGAGAGGAAUUGUAUCGACUCCAGUUUAUUGAUAACAUUACCUUCUUCUGUCAAACUACCCAUACUUUCUCCUUGCGCCGUCUGCCCUGCUUCUAUAGCCUCUUCCAUGUCUGUGGCUCUGCUCCAGAGCAGCUGCGUCGGGUCCGCUGUGGUAAUAACUGGUUCCGGAUCCUAUGCACUACUGAGGAUGGCUUGUUGCGCUUUGUGUCUCCACUAACAGGGGAUCUCCUGGUUCUCACCUGGCCCUUCUCAAUCCUGGACCAGGCUGUCGAUUGGGCCUAUGACCCAGAUAAAGAGGAGCUCUUUGUAGCAACAGGGGGCUCAGAGGUGCUGGUCUUUGAUACAACCCGUUGCCCUUGCCCAGCCAAGUAUCUUUUAUGCACCUCACCAAAUUCUCAGGACUCAGUACAAUGCCUGGCUUAUGGGCAUUUCCACCUGGGUAGGGGGCUAGAAGGACUCAUGUUCUCUGGACACCAGAGUGGUAUUAUAAGAGUGCUUUCUCAGCAUAGCUGUGCCCGAAUAGAGAAAUUCGUGCACUUUGGGGCUAUAUUGGCAUUCUCUACACUGCCUGGAGGGCUUUUAGGUGGCCGAGAAAACUCUUUGCUCUGUUCCUAUGGAAUGGAUGACUACAUACACCUAUCAGAAGCUGUGCUUGAUGGGACCAAAGUAUAUCUACAGCCUCUAGCCAGCAUUCUCAGCAGCUGUCACUUAAAACACCUGAUACUCUUGCCAAAGUCUGUGGGUGCCAUCACAGAGACCAAUUGCCUGCGUCUCUGGAAAUUCCACGAUUUUCUGUCCUCUGAGACACAGGAAGGCUCCAAGUUUAUAGAGACCUUGCCUCUGCACCAGUGUGCAAUUACAUCAUUUGAUGUAUGUCUGACCUUGAGUCUUUUUGUCACAGGUGGUAUUGAUGGCUCUGUCCGGAUCUGGAACUUUCACGGUAGACUUGUAGCCAUGCUGGACUCAUCACUGCACUUUGGCCCACUCUGCUUUGCAAAUGACCGGGGUGACUUGCUUGUGACUUUCAACCAGAGUCUUUAUCUGGUAUCCUGUUUAAAACUGCUUCCCCCAACCCAGCUGGUUCACCUUUCAUUUAUGAGCCUGACAGAUGAAGUGCUAGAAAUCCCUAAACCUUUCUUACCAAGCUUCUUCUUCUCCUUUGAGACCAUGUUUGUGCCCAAGUAUACCUACCUUGGACAAGGGCAACAGGAAAUAGUGGGUCUGGAGAAACUCGUCAAUAAACGGGCCAUUGCCUUUGACCAUACUGUGCCACAUGUCAUAGAAGAAGAUGAGCAAGGGAGCCUCAUAUUACUGUCUACCCCAAGAUGUGGUUCCUUGAAUAAGGAGAAAACGGAUAUGAGGUUGAGCAAACCUUAUUCCCAUUAUGUGGUUCCUCCCCAACUACAGUUGACUACAUGGGAUGGACUCAACCCUUAUCAGGUAUUGCAAUGCUACUUUGGUUAUGGGCGGAAAUGGCCCUUUGCUCCUGAUUGCUACAUCCCUAACUCAGUGAUUCGUGCCCGUCUUUGGCCAGAGGGCAGCCCAAUUUACUUACAGUGCAACCUGCAUUCACCCAUGAGGAAGCUGGAAUGGGAUAAGCCUCAACAAUUCUUCUGGCACAAUAGGAUAAGGCUGAUACAUGAUGUAAAAGAACAUCCACAGGAAAAGGAAGAUGAAGACUUCAUUGAGAUGAGAAUGUCCAAGGAUAUAACUUAUAGUGUCCUUACAGACCCAACAAACCGCAGUUGGCUGGGAAGAAAGAUGACUGAGAUAGCUAUUAAUAGCUUGAUUGAGACAAUCCUCAACAUUAUGAUCUAUGCUCCUCCUCCAUUGAAGUACCAGUGCUGUGUUGGUGCACUAGGGCAAAUCUUUGCUUCUUACCAGGUGUCUCCAGCCUUGCGCUCUGAAACAGCCCAUCGUUUGCUGGAUGAUACAACCAAUUCUAAUCCACUGAUCCGUGAGCUGGCCUGGGAAGGUCUGAAGCGUCUCGGAAUGAUUACUCAUCUCUUUGCUGUGCCUCUGGCCCAAGGGUUAAUGGACAAGGACCAAAGAGUGAGAAAUAAGGCACUGAGCCUUAUGGCUGACACUGGAAUCCAUUGUAAGACCUCACUCUUAAACUUGAUUCAGAACCAAGAGACUUUCCGGGAGAUGCAGCAGGAAAUGAUUGGGCAGGAAACCUUGGACAGUCUGCUGGGGAUGCAUGCCACAGAUCUCCAAAUCCUUCAUACUCAAGUGGAACAGCGAUUGAAUGAAAACCUGACUUUGUCACAUGGAGAUGAAAAGCCUGCUUUUUCUUUAGAUGUCCCAAGGGUUUCUAAAGUUAUGUCCCUUUCCAAGCAAUCUAUUGUAAUUACUGAAGAAUCUGAAGUUGCCAUCAAGCCCAGCAAAGGCCAAAGAUGGGGCCAAGCAGGGGGAAAAAAACAUACCCCAAAAUUGUUGCGGAUCCUCAAGAAGAUGAAAGAGACUGGCACAGAGCCAAGUCCUUUAGACGGUGAAAGUGAUCAGAGUAAAGUUGCACCAACUGAGGCGGAGAAUACAACCAUCUAUUCUGGUUCUUCAACCUGUAGUGUGCUAAAGAUUUCAAAAGAUGCUGAACAACAGCCUCCAGAGAAAGAUGUCUCAAAGGAUGUUGCAUUGACCCUGAAGACGCUAAGGAAAAUACAUGACAAAAGAGGCAAGAAAACAACAGUCCAGAAACGCAUAAAGAAGCACAAGAAGAAGAAAAAAGAAGCUGAAGUUAUAAUUAAGGAGGAACCCUUGUCUAGUGUAAAGGAAGAACCAGUUGUGAAGAAGGUGAACACCCUGGGGCGGGGUGCCUAUGGAACUCCUGGCCACAGGGCUACCCCUGGAGAUGGCUCAUCAUGGCGGGAUGAUCUAUGUCGUCUUAUGACCCUGAGGAUAUCUGGUUCCCAAACAAAAAUGUCAGAAUCUCUAAAUACUGAGUUAGUGACCAUGGCUAAGGAGGUGCUUGCAGAUAAGCACCCCAGCUGGGAGCUCUUUGAGAAGAUCUGCCCCCUGCUAAAGAAAGGAAGUGAGGUUCUGCUUGAGGACCUUGACUGGGAUGUAGCCUGGCCAGAGGAAAAACCAAUUUUUAUUCAUGAAGGAGCAAUUAGAGAGGACAUGGUGAUCAGAGAUAUUGAAGAGAUACCACAGGGGCAGGGACAAGUGCAAAAGGAAGCAGGGGACAUACAGGACUUAUGGGAAACCCAGGUAAUUCCCAAAAAGGGCAAGAAAAAGAAAAUUAUUUUUUUAGAACCAGGUGGCCUAAUCAAAGGGAAACAAAUAUUAAAGAAAGAAGAGAAGAAAUCUUCUAAGAAGCUCUUUAAGCAAAAAAGAAAAGCAGUCCUAAAAGAAAUAAAAAUGGAUAAAAAAGAGAAGAAAAUUACCAAAAGAGAGAGGGAUGGGAGUCAGGAAGUGGAGGAAAUGGCCAAACUAGAGGGAAAAUUGAUUGAGCAAGAAGAAAGACCAGUUAUGGAUGAGAGGAAGCUGUCUUUACAGGAUUGGAAGAAGUCCUUGGACCAGUGGAAACAGGUCCACGGUGAGAGGAGGAUAUCUUGGAAUGAAUGGAAGAAAGCCUGGGACAAGGGGCAUCUUGAGGAAGAGAAAAAACCACAAGAGGACAAAGAGAAGCUAUUCCCAGAUGAGGAAAAGUUGGAAGAGGGAAAUAGGAAGCUGGAAUGGGAUGAGGGGGCACAGGCCAGGGAAAAGAUGUUGUUAGGCAGGUCCAGGGAUCAUAAGUUCAAGGAUGAAGAGGAAUUGACUCUGGAAGUAGAAGAAUUAUCUCAGGAUUGGGAAAAAGAAGAAGAAGGAGGAGGAGGAGAAGGAGGAGAGGAACAGGAAGAGAAAGAGAAAGAGAAAGAAGAAGAAGGGCUAGUGACAGAAGAGCAGAGACAGAUCCAGGAAGAAUAUAAACAGGCCCAGGUUGAGAGGAAACGAGCCCAAGCUGAAAGAAAACGAGCUCAGGAAGAGAGGAAGCUGGCUCAAGAAGAAGAGAAGCUAGCACAAGAAGAGACAAAACUCGCUCAGGAAGAGAGUAAACUGGCAAGAGCGUAUGGAAAACUGGCUCAGAGGUACAGGAAAAUAGUCCAGGAAGAGAUGAAGGUUGUCCAGAAAGAGGAAAAGCUGGCCCAAAGAGGGGAACGGCUAAGCCAGGGAGAAGAGAAAUUAGCCCAGAAUAGGAAGAAACUGGCCAAGAAAUUAGAGAAACAUGCUCAUGAAGAAGAGAAAAUAGCAAAGAAAGGAGGGAAGCUGGCUGAGGUAAAAAAAAUACUGGUCCAGAAAAUGGAGAAAGUGGUUCAGAAGGAGCAAGAUCUGUCAUGGAAAGAAAAGGAACUAGCCCAGGAGUUAAAUGAGCUGAUGUGGGAAGAGGAGGAACUGGCCUGGAAACAAGAGCAGCUGAAUCAGGGAGAGGAGGAACUAGCUAAGGAAUUGGAGGGACUGUCUGAGGAGGAGAAGAUACUGGCCUGGAAUGAGGAGAAACUGGCUAUGGAAGAGAAAAAACUCGUCCCAGAAGAAGAGGUACUGAUUCGGGAAGAGAAGAAACUGGCCCAGGCCAAGGAAUAUCUGCCUGAGGAAGAAGAAAGACUUGCCCAGAAAAGGGAACAAUUAAUGGAGAAUAAAAAUAAACUGGCCCAGGAGAGGGGAAAAUUGAUCCUGAAGAAGGUGGAACUUGCAAACAGUAAGAAGAUACUAGCCAGGAGGGAGGAGAGUCAGGACCAGGAGAAGGAAAAGCUGGCUCAGGAGGAGGUAAAAUUGAUUCAGAGGAAAGAGAACUUGCACCAGCUCAAAGACAACCUUGCCAAGGACAGAAAGAAAUUAGUGGAUGUAAAGGAGAAAGUGGACAUAUACAAGAAGAAAUCAUUUCAGGUAGAGGAGAAGCUAAUGGAGAAAAAGGAGGAACUUUUCCAGAAGAAGGAGAAACUGGCUGAUGUAGGGAAAAAACUGGCACAAGUAGAGGAAAGUCUGGCUGAGAAACAGCAGAAGCUAGUUCAGGACAAAAUGAAAAUAGCUAUGGAACAGAGGGAAAUAUUUCAAGAACUGAAACUGCACAAUAAAGAAGGGGAUAUUACUAAGAAAGACAAGGGAUUGGGCAUGGAAAUGAAGAAACUGGCCCAGGAGAAGGUGAGACUAGCUGAGGAAAAGGAAACUCUCUCCAAGAGAGAGACUCAAGAAACCUCAACACAGAGGAAACAGAGUAAGAGUGAACUAGAACUAAUUAAGAGGAAAUUGUCACUAGAAGAGAAGAUAAUGGUGUAUGAAGAUAGAAUAUUGGCCACAAAGCAAAGAGACAUUGUCAAGAGGAAAUUAGAAUUUGCUAGAGGAGGGAGAGUAUAUGCUCAGGGAGAAAGGAAGCUAGCCAAAAUAAUAAGAAAGCUGACUAAAGGAAACAUUUCCAAGGAACCAUCAAGAGUGAGCAGAAAAAUCUUAAAGGUAUUUCAAGACCUUAUCAAAAAAGAAAGGAGACUAACGCAGGAAGAAAUACAGCUGACAAAGAAAAGGAGGUCAUUCUUGGUUAUGGAAAGAAGAUUGAACGAAGAACAAAAUAAACUUGAUGCCAAAGAGUGGGAUAUUUCUGAGGAACAAUCAGAAAUGACCAAAGAUGAGGAGAAACUCACUAAAAAAGAGAGAAAACUGGCUAAGGAAAUGAGUAUAAUGAUAAAGAAAGAGAAAAAAAUAACUGAGGAAGAAAGCAGAUUGACCAGACAACACAGAGAAGCCAUACAGGAAGAAGAGGAAGAAGUAACAGAGGAAGAAGUAACAGAGGAAGAAGAAGAAAUGUCAUUCUUUAAACAAAAGUCAAGAAAGAGAAAAACAUCAGAAAGAGUUGAUAAGCCUCAGGAAGAAUUUACCAGUCAAAGGGAUGAGGUGGAAAGUGAAGAGAGCUUUUCUGGAGAAAUAGACAGCCUGUUAGAUGAAGUAGAGCGAGAGAGUUUGUCAGAGGAGGAGGAAGAGGAGGAACAGGAGGAGGACGAAGAGGAGGAACAGGAGGAGGACGAAGAGGAGGAACAGGAGGAGGAAGAAGAGGAGGAACAGGAGGAGGAAGAAGAGGAGGAACAGGAGGACAUAAAAGAGGAUGAGAGUAUGAGUGAGGAAGAGAUGGAAAAUUUGAGUGAAAAAGAAGAGGAAGAGGAGGUAGACAAGGAAAAGGAGAUCUUAAAAAGAGAGAAACUAUUUAAGUUACAAGAAAAAAGAGGAAAGGACCUAAGAAGAAGAGAAACAGUCCCUUCUAUUGGAAAAAGAUUCCCUGAGGUCAAAGGCAGUGAUAUAAACCUGGAAGUUCUGAAAAUCCCUUCCAAGAAACUGAUCUCAAUAGCUCUGGGGAGGGAAAAGACUACACCAGGGCCAAUGUCAUUCUGGAAAAAUAAGGCCACUGUACUUGAGACACCCAGGAUAUUCACAGAGACAAGGUUUAUGGAUAAACAAGGAGAACUGUUGAAGAAAUAUCAGCCCAUCCCUCUACAAGCUUUGGAUAUGGUUUUGGAGUCCCAAGAGCCAGACUUAAAGACCCCAUAUUUAUCCCAUAUAUUGAGGAAGACCGCAGAACCUCAGAAAGUCCCAGGCAAACCACCACGGGAUAGGUGGCAGUGGCUUUUGAAUGGUGAUCCAUCUCUGGUGGAACAGACUGAGAUACAAUUACCUGUGUCCCAAAUCCUGGCUGAGGAAAUAUAUGCAGGUGUGAGCCUCUCAGAUAUAGAGUGGCUCCACCACGUCCUAGAACGAAUGGAGGCAGGAGAACAGCCUUCCAGAGAUAGUUUCCACAGAUUGUGCCAGCUUCUCAAAGAUCUCACCUCAAAGGGAACCUUAGAGUGGAUGCAUCUAGCCAAACUUGAAGCUAUCACUUACCGUCACAGGCCGGUCCUGGAAUCACAAAGUACACAUAUCUCAAAAACCAGUACAAAGUUCAUGGGUCCAAAAUACCUGAAAGUGAUCCCUCCUAUAAAAAGAAAGGAAAAUGAAAGCUGUUUAAAACCUUUGACUUUUGCCACACCAAAGUACUCAUUAGCUACAAAAAGAAUUCCAGAUCCAAAAGCUAUAAAUUGGCAUCUUCUAGGACAGCCUUACAGGAGUGCCCGGGCUGAGCAGAUAUCCAAUGCCCUCAAGGAAAUAGAGACGCAACAUUUUUAUCCUGCCACAAGAGACAUUUUCACAGGUGCUCAUACCUCUGUGGAAAAACAAACUUUAGCACUGAUGUUUCAAAAGGACUUCUGGGCUUUUAAGGAUAAGGGCAGGUUUCCCAGAUUGCCCAAGGUGGAGAAGAAGGCACAGCCCAGCUCUAAAAAACAGGAAAAGGUACCUCUAUGGGAGACAUUUGUGGCACUGUACCAUGUUUUGCAGAUGUUGCAGGAGCGAUAUGCAGAAGAUAGGGCUGCUUGGAGAGAACAGUUCUACCACCUCAUGGACCUGUACCAACUCAGGUCCCCUGCAAUCCAGAGAUUGCUACAGGAGCUGCUACUGAAAGAGGAACCCCGAUCCCAUGAGGUCAUUGACAAAGAGGCCCUAAAGGCCAUGGAGCUAGUUCCGGGGGAGCGGUUGUUUUACCACCUGUUUUGUGGUCACUCUCACAUGCCUAGAGGUCCUCUGGAGUUUCAGGAGGUUGUGUCCCUCUCAGGGCAGAACAAUGUGCACACCAUGCUUCCCAUGGGCAUUGCCCACUAUGGCAUCUUAGAACUUGCCUGGAAGAGCCUGCCCCAAGCUGAUAUUCACCUCACCAAGGAAUUGCCCAACAUCAUUGCUCCUGCCCCCUAA